CAUUUUCAUCUUCCUCAAAUAUAACCGACAAUCUUCUCUUUUCUCUCUCUCUAUCACACACAACACCUACUCACAAUUCUGCUGCUAUUUAUUUAUUAGAACUUGCGUCCGAAGUUGAAGCAUAAAAUUUACGAACCCUUGUUGCACCCUAAAGCUUCUCAAAUUCUUGUUGCAUCAGAAAGGAAGUCAAAAACCCUUAAAACAUUUUUCUUCUCCAUUCUACAGAGGGAAAGGAGAUUUAGGGUUUAUAUUUGCAAACAAAAAUGGAUUGGAAUGGUAAUCCAAGAGUGCCUUCCGUUUGUCGACCAGAUGGUUCUUCUUUCAGCCUCCUCUGCAACUAUAAUUAUGAUCAUUUUCCAGGUCUAGAGAUGAGACAGUUGAUGCAGACGCAACAUGCAUAUCUCCCGACAAUGGACAAGAACAACAAUAUUAAUAAUUAUGGAAACCAGGACAAGAAGAAGAGAUUAACCAAUGACCAGUUGGAGUCAUUGGAAAACAGUUUCCAAGAGGAGAUUAAGUUGGACCCUGAUAGGAAGAUGAAGCUGGCCAAGGAUCUUGGGCUGCAGCCGCGCCAAAUUGCUGUUUGGUUCCAGAACAGGAGAGCUAGGUGGAAGGCGAAGCAGCUCGAGAGAUUGUACGAUUCGCUUAAGCAGGAGUACAAUGCUGUGUCCAGAGAGAAACAACAACUCCAGGAAGAGGUUUUGGCAUUGAGGGCAAUACUUAAGGAGCAAUUGACAAAAAACCAAGCCUCCACCGGUUACACAGAAGUUUCCGGCGAUGAGACAGUCGAAAGCACGUCGAUUCCAAGCUCCGACAAGCCUCGAGGAGGGACGAGUAUUCAUCACCAGAUAACAGAAUGCAACUAUGUCCUGAACAUGGAAGACUAUAAUCCUAUGAUGCCUCCAUAUUGGGCUGCUCCACCUUCUUGUCCCUGAACUUUCUCUAUCCUUUUUAUACUUAGUUUAAUAAUUCUACUUUCAGGUUCUAAGCUCUAACUAUUUUACUUCUUAGAAAAUUGGAAUCAAUUACUCAGUGACAGAUUGAGUUACAACUUUUAAUGUUGAGGUCGCCCAACCUCAACUUAUUUAUUUAGGCUAAUAGAGUAAAGACUUCUAGUGACCAACAAUGCUUUAUCCAGAGUCUGUUAUUUUUAAUGCUGUUUAACUUCUUCAUGUGAUAACAGUUUAAAAUCAAAGGCAAAUGUUAAAGAAAAAUAAUGUUAUGAUGUAUAGCUUUCGUUAUUGAAUAGUAGUACUAUUUAGCAAUAGCCGUGUUUGAUUCUAAUUUAUGUAAUUGAAACAACUACUAUCUCAUUGUUCAAUGAAGUUGAGAUGCAUUUUUAUUCAAGAAUGAAAUACUACCACCAAUCCCUUUGGACUUGGGGCUCGGGCCUUCGGUAACUAGAUCAUCGAUGGCUAAAAGGGUUCAGAAGUGUAAGAAAAUAAAGUUGUGAUGUGUAGCUUUUGUUAUUGAAUAGUAGUACCAUAUAGCACUAGACAAGUUGGUACUAGUUUAUGUGAUUGUAAGUUUGUAACUACUACUGUCACAUUGUUCAAUGAAGUUGAGAUGCAUUUUUAUUCAA
Olea europaea var. sylvestris is the source of this 1582-nucleotide messenger RNA. RefSeq names its product putative homeobox-leucine zipper protein ATHB-51. The record is from RefSeq and is a predicted model, not a curated record. NCBI's taxonomy places the organism in Eukaryota, Viridiplantae, Streptophyta, Magnoliopsida, Lamiales, Oleaceae. Bases 264 to 935 code for a protein of 223 amino acids. Gene Ontology annotation, cellular component: nucleus. Gene Ontology annotation, molecular function: sequence-specific DNA binding; DNA-binding transcription factor activity, RNA polymerase II-specific. The transcript is spliced from 3 exons. Gene Ontology annotation, biological process: positive regulation of DNA-templated transcription.